This is a messenger RNA of Penaeus monodon (black tiger shrimp), 687 nucleotides long. RefSeq names its product leucine-rich repeat extensin-like protein 3. Bases 1 to 687 code for a protein of 228 amino acids. Lineage: Eukaryota; Metazoa; Arthropoda; Malacostraca; Decapoda; Penaeidae. The record is from RefSeq and is a predicted model, not a curated record. The transcript is spliced from 4 exons.
AUGAGGGACCUUUCCCGGUCAUCAAGCGGACGUAAAACCAGCACCAUCCGGCGACCACGAGGAGACGACACCGUCAGCAUCGACCGUGCGAAGGCUGCAAUGCAGGAUUCGAAGGUUCGUUUCGCGACCGCUACACGGAAGGGAGUGCUGGGGGUGACCAACGUGCGACGAGCUUCCGCGCUCAGAGAAGGAAAAAGAAAAGAAACUAAGCCAUACAGGGCCGUGGCCCAAAAGGGGGCACAGGAAACUGUGCAGGCCCACCACAAUGCCUGGAAACCACUCAUUAACCAGGUCCGCCAGGAGAUUAAACACAAACAGUCUGAACCCUCCAUCCACCUGGCCCUCCCUAACGCCUCUCCGGGGAGAUUCUCAUAUCUGUUCAGGCCCAGCCUGAACAAACACAGCCCAAGCAACCGAAGCCUCAGCCUACACAGGCCCAGGCAGCGGAGCCCCUACCUGCACAAGCUCACCCACCGAGCCCCUGCCCCAGUCACGGGAAAACCUCAGCUUGCUGAGAGCCAGACCCCGGGAGCCCCAGUCAGUUCCUCUCCUAAACCAACCUCGGCACCCCCUCCUCGGCCUCCUCCUCCCGUCAAUCAGGAAAAUCCCCAGCGAUAUCCCUCUGAGCCCCCUGAUGCCCCACCUCCUACACCAGACCUUACUAAACCCCUCUGGAACCUUCACUGA